AUGGCACCCACAAUCGUCCUAAUCACCGGAGCCAACCGGGGCAUUGGCAAGGGUCUCCUAGAGCUCUACCUGGCCAAGCCCAACCACACCGUGAUCGCUGCAAACCGCACACCCGACGAUCCAACAUCCAAGGUGUUAGCAGAGCUCCCCAAGGCUGAGGGCACAAUCCUGCUCGUCACCAAGAUCGACGCUACUUCUGCCACUGAUCCGACUCGCGCUGUGAAGGAUCUGGCUUCCCGUGGCAUCAACCAUAUCGACAUUCUGAUCGCCAACGCGGGCAUCGCUCUUCUCUGGCCCAAGGUUUCCGAAGUGAAAGUCGAGGAUAUCCAGACGCAUGUUGACACAAACGUAUACGGCCUGAUCCAUCUGUACCAGGCGUUCAGGCCUCUGCUCAGAAAGGCGAGGGGUCCCAAGUGGGUAACGAUCGGGUCGAAUUUCAUCCCCAUGCAAAACGCAGCCUACGCGCCCACCAAGGUCGUGCAGCACUGGUAUACCAAGGCAAUUGCCGUCGAAGAGCCCUGGCUCACUGCGUUUCCCAUUGACCCGGGCUGGGUGCAGACAGACUUAGGCAACCGAGGCGCAGAUGCGUUUGGGUAUGAGAAGGCCGCAGUGACCAUCGAGGAUAGUGUGAACGGGCUGGUCAAGGUGAUCGAUGCCUCCACUUUGGAGACGCACAGCGGAAAGCUGUUCAAGCAUGAUGGCGCCGAAGAGCCUUGGUGA
Messenger RNA from Penicillium alfredii, 720 nucleotides. RefSeq names its product Short-chain dehydrogenase/reductase SDR. The transcript is spliced from 3 exons. Lineage: Eukaryota; Fungi; Ascomycota; Eurotiomycetes; Eurotiales; Aspergillaceae. Bases 1 to 720 code for a protein of 239 amino acids. The record is from RefSeq and is a predicted model, not a curated record.